AUGUACACCAUGGCCAUGUUCAUGAACUCGUGGGCCACAGCAUGCCGGAGCGGAAUCCAGGAAGUAGUCCCGCCAAAUUUCGAGCUGCCAUCUCUAUUCCCGGUGAAAGAACCCGCACUCAUACAAUGGCCCACACUCCCCUUCAGAAAAAAAUUCGCACUGGCUAGACUCAAAUUCAGCGGCCAAGCCCUGUCGAGAAUGAAAGCCGCUUCCGAUGCUUCCGACUCAUCGGAUUCAAUAGCUAAUAACAGCCAAAGGUCACGGGUGGAAAUCGUGUCUGCGCUGAUAUGUAAGGCUCUUAUCACCGUUGAUCGCGUGACAAAAGGCCUGCUGAGGCCUUUUGUGUGUUCCACAGCUAUCAACUUGCGUGAAAGAGUACAAUUAAAGACGCCGAUGAACGCGUGCGGCAACUUCUUUGCUCAAAUCACCACUCCACUUGCUGUAGAAGAGACAGAGCCCUCUUUCAAUGGAAUACUGAAUCAGCUAGGCAACGCGCAUAGGAAUGCCAAAUUGAAGUACGCCGAUAGCAGACGCUGCUGGUGUAGAUUCCCGCUCUACGACAGUGAUUUUGGGUGGGGGAAGCCAGACAUGGUGAGCAACUCAAGCCCUCCUCUGAGGUCGGUUGGUCUUGUGGAUAGUCCAGUUGAUGGUGGAAUUGAUGCUUGGAUUACUCUAAACCAAGAUGAGAUGGCUCUCUUCAAACAAGAUCCUGACAUUGUGGAUUGUACUUCCUAG
Molecule: messenger RNA, 735 nt
Organism: Eucalyptus grandis
Lineage: Eukaryota; Viridiplantae; Streptophyta; Magnoliopsida; Myrtales; Myrtaceae
Product: acetyl-CoA-benzylalcohol acetyltransferase-like
Exons: 2
Coding region: 1-735 (244 amino acids)
Source: RefSeq, a predicted model, not a curated record